Messenger RNA from Meloidogyne enterolobii, 333 nucleotides. Lineage: Eukaryota; Metazoa; Nematoda; Chromadorea; Rhabditida; Meloidogynidae. The record is from the annotation of a GenBank genome assembly.
AUGUAUUGUUUAAAAAUCAAAAGGAUAAUUGUGCACAUAAUUGUGCAAAGAGAAGAAAAGUGCGCAAAGAAGAAAAACAAUAAGAGUAAAACUGUGUGGGUGUCCUAUGUUGUCGCUAUGGGUGUCAUUUCCAAAAACACUCAAGAGUUUGCAGAUGACAGACGUUAUUUCAAGGUACUUAAAGGUGGGAGGAUAAAGGAAACGAACAAAAUAGAGAAAUGAAAGUCUGUCAGUAAGUCAGUCUGUCAGUCAACGAAUGAGUGGGUUAGUUAAAUCUCAUUUUUCUUUUCCCGUCAACACCGAUGAUGAAAGGACGAGAUUUGAUCGAUUGAU